Micromonas commoda is the source of this 4308-nucleotide messenger RNA. RefSeq lists its product with no specific name. Bases 1 to 4308 code for a protein of 1435 amino acids. Lineage: Eukaryota; Viridiplantae; Chlorophyta; Mamiellophyceae; Mamiellales; Mamiellaceae. The record is from RefSeq and is a predicted model, not a curated record. The transcript has a single exon.
AUGGCUAGCUCCGCGAGUGAGAGACAGCUGGGAGACGACACGAUGGACUCUAGCUUCGAGCUUGAUGUCGUGGAGGAACACACGCCUCCGCGUGCCAGCCUCAAAUCGAUCAGUGAGCGGGAUUUCAACGCGCCAGAGGUUGUCACCGCGGCAAACGCAGAGCAAGAUGCCGAGCACAGCUGGCUGAGGAGGAGGCGCGACUCCGACCCUGAGACGCUCAACAACGCGGGCAACAGUGUCGUAUUGUCAACCAUUCCUCCAAGCGCGGAUGAGGCAAUGAUUCACAGGCGCGUAGCAGAGCUCAGGCUGGCGCUGAGGACCGCCGAUGGUGCUCUGGAUAAGGCACGUGCCCGGUUUGAGGAGGCAGAGGUGGCUCGAAACGAAGCCGAGUCCGAGGCGGCGGCACUGCGCGCUCGGGUGUGGACGCUCGAGGGAGCGGAGGCGCUUUCGGGUACUCGCCUACACGACGGAUCUCUCGACCUCCUCCGAGGCGAGCUCCUUAAUGAAGCGACGGCAGAACUGGAGGAGGCGGCGCGCGCCACGGCAGAGGCUGAGGAGCGCGCCAGGGAAGCGGCUGCUGCACUUCGUCAGGCUGAAGACACGGCAGCUGCGAUUGCCGCCGCGGCAAGCGGAGAGGUUGAAACCCUUUCCAUGGAGGCAGCCCAGGCUAGGCUGCGCGCGCAAGCUGAGGCCAGAGACGCCGCGGACGCCCGCAGUGCUCGCGAACGUGCUGAGUCUUUGGCAGCGGAGGCGGAGGCAGAGGUGGCGAAGUGGCGCGACAUCGGCAAGCGCGAGACUGAAUUGCGCUCUGCCGCAGACAAGGCCGCCAAGAUCGCCUCCGAUGAAGCUGAACAAGCAAAAGAGUCCGCCGCGGUGGCUGCUGCCCGCGAGUCCGAGGCUGCGCAACACAACAACUGGCUUCAAGAGCGGGUCCGUGAGCUCGAGGAUGCUGAGGGCUCCGAUGCAGGUGCACGAUACGGUGCUGAACUUCGCCGCCUGCGUGAACAGCUGACAGCCGAUGCGGCCAAGGCUGCGGAUGAACUCGCGGCCGAGCGAGCGACCAGGCGCAAGCUCGAAGCGCUGCUGCUCGAAGCUCGUGGUGACGCACCUAUCCCUGCAGUUCCUGCUGCUACAGAGAAUGAUGAAGCUUCUGAAAAGGUGUUGAUCUUGGAGGCAAAGCUCAACGAGGAGCGCGAGUACUCUGCCCGGCUUGAGAAGCAGCUCGAAACUGCCGUUGUAGCAAAACCGGCCAGGGGUUCUCUCCACGAUAGCCAGGACAGCUGGGCCGAUGCUCUCGGGCUUCAGGAAGGCGACGCCGUGAGCGAUGGUGAGAAGGAUGAGAAGGUUGCCAUGCUGACCGAAUCCGGGAUGCCCCCGUCUUCACCGAAAAAGGAAAAUAACAAAGAGGAACCCGUACCGCCUGCGGAAGACGAUCGAGUGCUGCAGCUUCAGGGUAUGCUCGAGGAGGCCGAGCGCGAGAUUCAGGACCUUCAGGCGAUGAUGCUGGAGGAGCGAAUGAGAGCAGCCGCCACCCUGGCGUCUGCCACAUCCACCGCCGCUGCCAGUACCGCUGCUGCCGUUGAGGCCGCAGUCUCCCGCAACACCGAGUCGUGGGCGUCGAAAUUGAAGGAAGCCGAAAGGGUCGCGGACGAGGCGACGGAAACCGCCGAACGUGCCGCUCGCCGCGUCGCCAUGCUCCAGGAGGAGUGCGACGCCGCGCAGAAGGACCUCGCUGAGCUGCGGGCCAGAAGAGGCGAGCUCACCGAAAGGGAGGCUAAGCUUCAGGCUACCCUGAAGGCGAUGAAGGAAGAAAACGCGUCCGCUCAGGUCACUAAGCUUGAACUGGCCGAGUCGGAUAAGACCAAAGAGGAUCAGCACAUCGAGGCGCGAAAAGUCGCAGCUGAAGCGGCGUCCAAGCUGGCUGAAGCAGAGCGCGCGGCAGCCGAGGCCUCGGAAUAUGCUCAACGGGCGGCGGCUGAGGCUGAUGCUAAGCUCAGCAAAGCCGAGGAGAUGGUCGCGGAAGCAAACGAAACCGCCGAGCGCGUCAAGUCAGACGCGGAUGCCACGCUCGCGGAGGCUCAGCAGAUUGCCGUCGAGGCGAAAAAGUCGGCUGCCCUCGCCAUUGCCGAGGCGAAGCAGGCGGCCGCUGACGCCGUUGCCGAAGCACAUGCCAAGCUCACUGCCUUUGCGGAAGCUGAGAAGGAAAGAGAGCAAGACGAAUUCGAGACGGAGACGGAGUGGGAAGAAAAACUCACGGAAGCGAGGCACGCCGCAGCUGAAGCUCAGGCCAAGCAGGCCAAGGCUGAGGCCAUGGCUGCUGAGGCGAAGUUGGCUGCCUCUCGUGCCAUCAUUCGCGCCGAGGAAGAGCGGGAGGGAGAUGUCGCCGAAGCUGAGAAGGAAUGGGAGGAGAAGCUCGCCGAGACCAAGCAACGCGCAGAGUCGGCCGAAUCGAAGCUAUCGAUGUUCGAAAAGACCGCCUCCGAGUCCAAGGAGGCUGCGGCUGAGGCUAUGCGCCGCGUUGAGAUGCUCGAAAGGGCUGCCUCCGAGUCCAAGGAUGCUGCGGCUCAGGCUAUGCGCCGCGUUGCGGUGCUCGAGAAGGAAUGCGCUGCAGCCCAGCGCGAAAUUGCCAUGAUGCGCGAAAGGGAGGCUACAGCGGAACUCGCGGCGGAGGCUGAAGCUGCGUUCGCCGCGCUCGAAGCCGGCGAGGAGGCAAAGAUGGAGGCUGCGGAGGCCCUUGCCCAGGCUCGCGCUGAGGCUGCAACGGCCCGCGGUGAGCUUGACGCCCUCCGUGAGUCAAUUCGUCUCAGCAGCGAGCGCAAGGAGCCGUCCACUCCGUUGAUCACUUCCACCAUGCGCUCCGGUGGUGUCACGGUCGUGCAGUUGACUUCCGAGGACGAGGUCGAUACGGAUUUCCACGCCGCUGUGGACACCGACCUUGACGAUCAAAGGGACACCCCGCUCGAGCGCGCGCUGCGCCGUGACCGCGAGGCUGGAUCCGGUGUGAUUGUGAAGGGUCGUCCUCUGUUGGAUGAAACACCUUCUAAGACCCGCAAGCUUGUAUCAACCCAGCGUGAUAGGCUCGCUGCUGCUGCCGCGGAAGCAGCCGCGGAGGUUGAGGCUCUCCAAGAUUCCGGCAGGAAUGAAUUUUUGCCCUCUAUGAGCGAGCGAGAGACCGAACUGGACAUCUCGGAGCCUGAACCAGCAGUGGAUCAUCCAACUGGGGAGGGUCAGUGGGUCUGGCACGGACAAGGAACGCCAGUAAAGGCACCGACGCCUCGAGAGGAACCCACGCCCAUUGCAGCGCCAGUCACGGCUACGGUUGUGCCGGUGGCCCCCACGGUUGACAUCGGCAAGCCCAAAACAUCGACGGUUGCUCACCGCCUCGAUAUUGACCACGAUGCCGCCCAUGUGAUGGUGCAUCGACCCGCAAGACGUCUUUCCGACGGAGGUAACCUCUCGUCUUCGCGCGCUCGAUCGACGGGGGGGCGUAUAUCUCGCGUUGCCACGCACCCCGGCCACAGCGAGAGAAUGGCGGGUGCCAUGGACAUCUCCUCCUCCGACGAAGAUGACCUGUGCAGAAUUUCCUCUGACGAUGAGAGCAGCGCUCCCAGCGCUCCGGCUUCUACGAAGGGUCGAAGCAGGCAUGCCCACAGCCGCAGAGACGUUGGUGAACCUCACAUGACGCCUCCCAGGUCGGCGCCAACGCAGAGUAUGACGUCACCAACCAGAAGCAGAAACUCUCCUGUGGAAAUGAGCGAGGAGUUUGAGGGGAGCCCCAUUCGCGCAUCGGAUGCCUUUGUGGCGGUCGCGGCUUCGGCGCACGCCGCCGCAAGUGUGGCGCGUGGGGACUGGUCGGUUGAUGGAACACCGAAACCAUCGCCCGCCAAGCUUGCUGCGGCAGCUCUCGCGGCGUCUUUGAGCUCCCCUUUCAAGAGCCCCAGGCGACCAUCGCAAGCAGAUGGUGAGACGAGGCGUUCUAUUCAGGAGGGAGAGGCUGCGCUCGAGGCGAUGCGCGCAUCGAGGGCUUCCCUGGCCGCAAGGACGGGUGGUAGUCCUCCAGCGAAGGAGGUGUCCACACCUGCUAAGCGACAGGUGUCCACCAGCUCGACUCGUUCCAGUCCCAUGCCCACCAAGUCCACCUCCCGAGGUCGUGCUGCGAUGGAAACCCCUGGUCGUCCCACGGGCACCUGGGGACGUCCAAGCUCUGCUUCUGGUACCCGAUCAACAACAAUCGGGAGCCACGACAGAUCGACAUCGAGCCGCGCGGGCAAGGUCCGCCCCGAGGCAUAUAACAACAGGUACUCUUGA